AUGCAGUUCCUAUCUGCUGCCUGCCUCAUCGCGUCCGCCUACACCGCCAGUGCUGCCUCGCUCCUCGAACGGACACUCGCUCUCCGCCAAAACAGCAUCAAUGCCAUCCAGAAUUGGUCUAAUGACUUCGCCGAUGUCGAUUUCAACAACAACGCUGGCGGAAACUUCAACGUAACCUGGGACAAUGGAUUUGGUGGGAAUUUUGUGGUCGGAAAAGGGUACCGCCCUGGGCGUGAUAUGCUCUUCAAUUACUCCGGAACCUUCGAAACAGACGGCUGGGCCUACCUCGCGCUGUACGGCUGGACCACCAACCCGUUGACCACUGAACCUUCCGCAACAGUGGGCAAGCACAACCCCUCCGACAACGCCUCUGCAACCCAGUACGGCACUCUGACCUCCGACGGCGGUACCUACGAAAUCUGGCAAAAGCAGCGCACCAACGCGCCCUCCAUCAUCGGCGAUCACACCGACUUCCAACAAUACUGGUCCAUCCGCACCAAGAUGCACUGCGGCGGUACUAUCAACACGGGCAACCAUUUUCGUGCGUGGGAAGCUGCAGGACUGCCGCUCGGAAAGCAGAACUACAUGGUCAUGGGUAUCGAAGGCCAGCAGGGCAGUGGGGAGGCGGAUAUCACUGUGGGUGUGCGGCCUACGGUGGCGGUCCCCGAGACACCAACGAGUACGUAUAGAAGUGUGCGCAGGACUAGUACGAGGAGGACGAGUACAUCAACGAAGAGGAUUUCGACCGUGGCCCCGGCGCAGGCUACCGUGACAAGUGUCUAA
Messenger RNA from Paraphaeosphaeria sporulosa, 783 nucleotides. RefSeq lists its product as uncharacterized. The coding region runs from base 1 to 783 and encodes 260 amino acids. The record is from RefSeq and is a predicted model, not a curated record. Gene Ontology annotation, molecular function: hydrolase activity, hydrolyzing O-glycosyl compounds. Gene Ontology annotation, biological process: xylan catabolic process. The transcript is spliced from 3 exons. Lineage: Eukaryota; Fungi; Ascomycota; Dothideomycetes; Pleosporales; Didymosphaeriaceae.